Molecule: messenger RNA, 846 nt
Organism: Komagataella phaffii GS115
Lineage: Eukaryota; Fungi; Ascomycota; Pichiomycetes; Pichiales; Pichiaceae
Product: Beta 5 subunit of the 20S proteasome, responsible for the chymotryptic activity of the proteasome
Exons: 1
Coding region: 1-846 (281 amino acids)
Cellular component (GO): proteasome core complex
Molecular function (GO): threonine-type endopeptidase activity
Source: RefSeq, a predicted model, not a curated record
AUGAACUCCAUUGCUCAACAAUUUCGACACACAAACCCUGCUCAUGAAGCAUUUCAAGAUAAUGAUAAUGAGUUUUUUGAGUCUGGAGUCGAUUUGAAGAUGGCUCCUUCCAUAACAGUUCCUCCUAUUUCUCAGCCUACAGAGUUUUUAAGAGCUCACACAGACGACGCAUCCAAUCCUGAUUGCAAGAUCAAGAUCGCACACGGAACUACCACACUAGCUUUUAGGUUCAAGGAAGGUAUUAUCGUGGCCGUGGAUUCCAGAGCAACUGCCGGUGACUGGAUCGCUUCUCAGACCGUGAACAAAGUUAUUAGAAUCAAUCCGUUUCUGCUAGGAACAAUGGCUGGUGGUGCCGCUGACUGUCAGUAUUGGGAAACCUGGCUAGGUACUCAAUGCCGCUUGCAUGAACUUAGGGAGAAAGAGAGAAUCUCCGUCGCCGCUGCAUCUAAAAUCUUGGGAAAUUUGGUCUACCAAUAUAAAGGCAUGGGCUUGUCCAUGGGUACCAUGGUUUGCGGAUUUACCAAAAAAGAAGGUCCAACAAUUUAUUACGUAGACUCUGACGGAUCAAGGCUGAAAGGUGAUAUGUUCUGUGUCGGAUCAGGUCAGACAUUUGCCUACGGUGUAUUGGACUCCAACUACAAAUGGGAUCUAUCCGUUGAAGACGCGCUUUACCUAGGAAAGAGAAGUAUUCUGGCUGCCCAGCACAGAGAUGCAUACUCCGGUGGUUCCAUCAAUCUUUACCAUGUUACAGAAAGUGGUUGGGUCUAUCACGGAAACUUUGACUUUGAUGACACAUUUUGGAAGGUUAAAGCCUCUGAAGGUUCCUUUAACAACGUUGAUGCUUGA